Messenger RNA from Terrapene triunguis (Three-toed box turtle), 1138 nucleotides. It is a transcript of the gene KIF9, whose product is annotated as kinesin family member 9. The transcript has 3 exons. Lineage: Eukaryota; Metazoa; Chordata; Testudines; Emydidae. The coding region runs from base 107 to 349 and encodes 80 amino acids. The record is from RefSeq and is a predicted model, not a curated record.
CUCCCCCCUUUGUCUUACAGAAUUUGAAAUCUGGUACAAUGAGUCCUUCCUUAUCCCUGAGGAUGUGCAGGAAGCGAUAAAGCCUGGAGGCAACAUCAGACCUGGAAUGAUUCCCAUGAACAGAGUCCUGUGUCUGGAUGAAGAUGAGCAGGAGCGGUUUGACCGGCUGCAGGCGGAGGUGCUGCCAGCCUGUCCAGAUUCCACCUCUUUCUACAAUGCCAAAAUGAAGACUGAUCAGAAGCACAAGUACUUUAGAGCCAUGGCCGCCCUCCAGCAAAUGCACAAGAAACCUGGACUCAUCACGGCUACGGUGAAGAACAAACCCCCGGCGGCGCUCCAUGUCAUAUAGCAGGGGCAGGACAGAGCCAUUUGCCUUGUGUUCUAUACAAGGAAAUGAACAAAUUGACCUCAGAAAACUGUCAGCAUUGAUUUCCACGAGAGACUUCUCAGAAAAUAAAACUGGGCUAGUGACAAACUGCUUUGGUUCACUAGAAUGAAGGUUAGUGCUAGCUAAGGUAGAGGAGUCAUCGGGCAGAGAGGAAGAUAAAAUACACGUUCGUUAAUUGAACUAGGAGAACUUGUUUCCCUGACUCUGAAAAAUGCAACGCCUUGGCAGGGCAGGAGUGUGCAUGUUACAGGUGAGCUGCAGAGGAAAGAAACCAGAGCUUGGGCCUCUUUGCGACAGGUGAAAAGACCUGAAGGGCUGUCAUCUUUCUCGUAUGUUUUAACAUUAGAAAUACCAGGAGUGUGCAGGCCAGGCCCCUGGUGGGGUGGCCUCCUUUGGAGGACCCAGAAAAUUUGGAGCUUCUGAAAUGUCAGAAUCUUACCCCCCACUCCAGCCCCUUGAUGCCAGGUAAAGUGGCCAGAGUGACACAAAGGGGCUCUCAGCGUCUGUCUACGCUGCACACUGAGCCCGGGUCUGUGGGAACUGGGCUUAUGGUGUUUCCAAGCCCAUGUGUGAGCAGCCCGCUGCAUUGCAAGCCUGGGUUUACGGUUACUGGACCGGGUCUCCCAGCCGUGCUAACACGUCCAUACUGCGCUACGCUGACCACCUGACUCAGGUCUGUGGCUUGAGCUGCAUCCACGCUGCAUAAUGACAGGGCUGGGACCCAAGUCACAGCAGGACUCGGGCUCUGCU